This is a messenger RNA of Tetrahymena thermophila SB210, 324 nucleotides long. Its product is annotated as transmembrane protein, putative. The record is from RefSeq and is a predicted model, not a curated record. The transcript has a single exon. NCBI's taxonomy places the organism in Eukaryota, Ciliophora, Oligohymenophorea, Hymenostomatida, Tetrahymenidae.
AUGAUAUAACUCACCAAUUAUUUUUAAUAAAGAUUUAACUUGUCUACUUUUAAAAUGAUUAUUCCUUCUUUAGUUCAUUUAAGAAAAGUUAAAAAUUAUGAACAAUAAAUUAACUUAUGGACGGACAAAUCAAUAUUUGUCUUUUUAUGGAGCUUCAUCCACAUAAUGCUGUUUUUAUUUUCUCUUAAUCAUAUAAUUAAUUAAUUUAUUUAUUUAUUUGUCAGAUAGUAUCUGGCUAGCAAGCACCACUUAUAAAAAAAGAAUCCUCUUUAACAGGCUAUAACGCCAUCAUAAUAUAACCAUUUAAAUAUGUUUUUCAUAUGA